UUGUGUCGUGACGAAGGAUACAGGAAGAUGCCAAGGCGAAGACUGCGAGGUAAGCAAGUGGCACAAUUUAAGAUGCACGACAGAUGACGACUGCAAUGAGCCACACGCCUUGUGCUAUGAACACCUGUGUCGGUGUGAACCCGGGUACUUCUAUACAACACAUGAUACGUGUACUAUCACAUGCAGCACAGACGAGUUCCACGACACCUUUACAGAGUACCCAGACAGUGCUAUAAGUGGAAACCUCUUUGAAAGCGUGGACGGACACAGUCUGAAAGGCUGCAAGGACCAGUGCAUGUAUGACAUUGACAAGCGUUGUCUCACAGUUGAUUUCAAAGCCGAUGGAGGUCUCUGUCGGCUUCAUAGUGUCACCGCUCAUGAGUCUCCCUCAGACUGGACUCCUAAGACGAGUAAAGGCUGGACCCACUACCAGAGAUCCUGCAAUUCCACUUUUGCCUCACACCAUACCUGGUACAACUUACUGUGUCACACCAAAGUGAACUGUCCUGACCCAAACAGCGAUUGUUUGUCAGGCAGAUGCCAGUGUCCUUUAGGCUUCAAGUUCAUAGAAACCAAGAAGAAGUGUGUUGCUGCAAGCGUGCUAAGCAAGUGGCACAAUGUAAGAUGCACGACAGACAACGACUGCAAUGCGCCACACGCCGUGUGCUUUGAACACCUGUGUCGGUGUGACCCCGGGUACUUCUACACAACACAUGAUACGUGCACUAACACAUGCAGCAUGGACGAGUUCCAGGCCUCCUAUACAGAGUACCCAGACAGCACUUUAAGUGGAAACCUCCUUGAUGGCUCGGAUGGAAUCAGUCUGAAAGACUGCAAGGACAGGUGCAAGGCUGAAAAGCAUUGCUACACCUUUGAUUUCAAAGCCAAUGGAGGUUUCUGUCGGCUUCACAUUAUUGCCGCUCAUGAGUCUCCCUCAGACUGGAAUCCUAAGAGGAGUAAAGGCUGGACCCACUACCAGAGAAUCUGCCAGUCCACCUUUGCCUCACGCCGUACCUGGAACAACUUACUGUGUCUCACCAAAGUUAACUGUCCUGACCCAAACAGCCAUUGUUUGUCAGGCAGAUGUCUAUGUCUUUUAGGCUUCAAGUUCAUAGAAUCCAAGAAGAAGUGUGUUGUUACAACAUGCAACACAGACGGGAUUCGGGAGACCUUUAGAGAGUACCCAGACAACUCUAUACGUGGAAACCUCCUUGAUAGCUCGGAUGGAAUCAGUCUGAAAGACUGCAAGGACAGGUGCAAGGCUUACAAGCGUUGUUUCACCUUUGAUUUCAAAGCCGAUGGAGGUCUCUGUCGGCUUCAUAAUGUCACCCCUCAUGAGUCUCCCUCAGACUGGUCUCCUAAAACGAGUAAAGGCUGGACCCACUACCAGAGAUCAUGCAAGCCCAUGUUUGCCUCACGCCGUACCUGGGACAACUUUCUGUGUAACAACAAGAAAGACUGUCCAGACCCAAACAGCGAUUGUUUCUCAGGCAUAUGUCAGUGUCCUUUAGGCUUCAAGUUCAUAGAAACCAAGAAGAAGUGUGUUGCUGCAAGGUCAUGUCUAGACUGGCAGGACAGAGGUGCCAAAAGUGGUGUGUACACCAUUCGGCUAAUAAUCAGCAGCAAACCUCGAAGGGUGUGGUGUGACAUGGAGUCUAGCGGCGGCGGCUGGCUGGUGUUCCAGAGACGUCGCGACAACUCGGUUGACUUCAACCGGAACUGGACAGAAUAUCUACAAGGUUUUGGUGACAUCUCUGGAGAUUUCUGGCUGGGCCUGUCCGCCAUUUACGAACAGACAGAUUAUAUAUAUUGGAGCUUGAGAGUGGACUUCAGAGAUGGGCGUGGAGAACGUCGCUACGCUGAGUACAAGAAUUUCUCUGUAGCCAGCAACUACAAACUUUACGUGUCCGACUACUCGGGUGACGCAGGAGAUGGCUUGGGUCCUAGUAAAGAUAGAGAAUUUUCAACCUAUGACCGAGACACGUACGGUUGUGUCAGGACACGUCACAGCGCCUGGUGGUACCCGGAUGGCUGUGGCAGCACUUACCUCAACAGCCCUCGUGCAAGCGACAAUGUUUGGGGUAACUUCAGCAACCUGCAAUUCUCGGAGAUGAAGAUGAAGCCACUCUCUGGGUCAGCACUUGGGUUUAAUUCGCGCCCCUGACGUUCUCACAGAUGAAGAUGAAGCCAGAGUAACACCUGUUCCACUGAUGAUGUGAACUCAGUGUAGAUUAAUCUUUCGCAAUAUUCUACCAUCUCAACCUCGUGCAGACUACUGUACUUUAAUUGUUUACUUUGAUUAUAUUACCUGGUGAUUCUCUUAUACAUGUGUUGUAUUAUUUCUUUAAGAUUUGGAUUUGCUUGGAUAAACUAACAUGUUUGAAAACAUAAAUGUAAGUUUAAUUAAUUCAGCAUUUAAUUGUGCCUAGGUUGUAGUAAACAUGUAAUGAACUGUAGCUAGGCACCUAAUAGUUUAUACAAUGUUGGCAGUUCACAGUGUAAAAAAGAUAAACAUCCGAGAGUUUCAUUUUCAAAAUUAUGCAGAAACACGGAUACUGAUUGCAUCAAACACUGAUAUUCAUUAUUUCCUUACUGACGAUAACUGAACAUGACUCAGAUUCUUAUAUUUUUUAAUUGUUAGGUAUUAAAAAGGGUUUAAGUUUAUUUUGUAUUAUGUGAAACUUUACCAUAUCCUUGAGUUUGCUUUAUUUAAGCAAAAAUUGACAUUUUCACAAACCUAUGAACGAAGCAUACUUUUUGUAAAAAACAAAUAUAACUAUUGCGAAGAAUGAACAGAUAUUUUCAUGAAAGCAAUUAAAAUUAUAAGUAGUAUUGUUAGUAUUUGCCGCUUUGACUAAAUGUGAUAACAUCACUAUGUACUCAAUAUUACCUCCCCUUUAACAUAAUGGUAACAGUAGUUGAUACAUCACAUCUCUUACUUAAUUGUAAAAAACAACUUUCUUUUACAAUAUUCGAGUAAGAGGGACGUUUCGAGCCCUCAUUGAUAUUCUCCACCUUCUUCUACGGGGUGUUGAUGUAGAACUAUUGAUAAGUAUUUAAUAAGUAUUUGUCAUAAACUGAAGCGAUCUCCUGCUUAUU
This is a messenger RNA of Pomacea canaliculata, 3099 nucleotides long. RefSeq lists its product as uncharacterized. Lineage: Eukaryota; Metazoa; Mollusca; Gastropoda; Architaenioglossa; Ampullariidae. Bases 296 to 2164 code for a protein of 622 amino acids. The record is from RefSeq and is a predicted model, not a curated record. The transcript has 13 exons.